AUGAAGCUCUUCCUUCUCCUCUCUGCUCUCUGCGCUGUCGCUCUCGCUCAAAUCACCUGCGAAAGAUACUGCAAUGGUGCUCUUGAAGCUCCUAACUGCAUUCCUCCUCGUUUCGAUGUCUGGCAGACCAAGCCAUGCUUCGCUAGAUGCGUAAGCAACUGUAACAGCAACAGUGUGAACUGGUGUGCUUUCAAUAGAUAUAAAUGCUGUAUGACUGCCGCUGCAUUCAACAACACCAACAAAUGCUGGCCUCAAUGGAACGCUGCUUCUUAA
This is a messenger RNA of Auanema sp. JU1783, 273 nucleotides long. The record is from the annotation of a GenBank genome assembly. Lineage: Eukaryota; Metazoa; Nematoda; Chromadorea; Rhabditida; Rhabditidae.